Messenger RNA from Trichoderma citrinoviride, 981 nucleotides. RefSeq names its product NAD(P)-binding protein. Bases 1 to 981 code for a protein of 326 amino acids. NCBI's taxonomy places the organism in Eukaryota, Fungi, Ascomycota, Sordariomycetes, Hypocreales, Hypocreaceae. The transcript has 4 exons. The record is from RefSeq and is a predicted model, not a curated record.
AUGGGAAUCUUUACACAAAUGUGGCCGCCCAAGCCAGCCUUCACGGAACAGAACUUGGGUGAUCUCACAGGCAAGGUCUACAUCGUCACCGGCUCCAACACCGGCGUUGGCAAAGAGCUCGCGCAGAUCCUCUACUCCAAAAACGCUGCCGUCUACGUCGCGGCCCGUAGCCAGGCAAAAGCCACGGAAGCCAUCGAGGACAUCCGCAAAGCCUUCCCCGCUUCGACCGGCCGCCUCGAGUUCCUCGCUCUAGACCUGGCCGACCUGGAAGCCGUCGCAAAAUCGGCCAAGGAGUUCAUCGCGCGGGAGACGAAGCUCGACGUCCUGUUCAACAAUGCCGGGGUCAUGCACCCGCCGCAGGGAUCAGUGACGAAGCAGGGCUACGAGCUUCAGCUGGGCGUGAACAAUCUGGGACAUGUGCUGUUCACGGAGCUCCUGACGCCGUUGCUGGCUCAGACUGCGGCGAAGAGCGCGCCCAACUCGGUGCGGGUCAUCUGGGUGAGCUCUUUGUACUCGGAAUUGGGAUCGCCCAAGGGCGGGAUUGACCCGAAUAACCUGGGCCUCACGAAAAAGGAGCAGAGCAUCUACUACAAAUACUCUGUCAGCAAGGCGGGCGUCUACUAUCAGGGCGCAGAGUAUGCGAAGAAGUACAAGGACAAGGGGAUUAUCAGCAUGAGUGUGAACCCCGGAAACCUCAGGUCUGACCUUCAGCGAUAUGGUGAGAAUGGAAUCAUUCACAAAAUCAGCAAAAGGGUCGUCCUGUUUCCCCCAAUCAACGGAGCAUACUCGGAGCUCUUCUGCGGCCUGUCUCCGGAAGUGACGGCAGACAAGUCAGGAAGCUAUGCGAUCCCGUGGGGAAGAUUGGCCAGGAUCCGAGAGGACAUUGAAAAGGGAACCAAGAGCCCGGAGGAAGGGGGAAGCGGCCUGGGGAAGAUAUGGUACGACUGGUGCAUGGAGCAGGUUGGCCCGUUCAUGCAGUAG